Corythoichthys intestinalis (scribbled pipefish) is the source of this 1062-nucleotide messenger RNA. RefSeq lists its product as uncharacterized. The transcript has 2 exons. NCBI's taxonomy places the organism in Eukaryota, Metazoa, Chordata, Actinopteri, Syngnathiformes, Syngnathidae. The record is from RefSeq and is a predicted model, not a curated record. Bases 457 to 1017 code for a protein of 186 amino acids.
CUCAUCCUUCUGCUAGCAAGGUUUCAACAGAAAAAUCACUCCUGACAUGUGGGCAACUUUUGGCUACAAUAUGACAGAACAUGGAAUUUUCUGGCCUUUGUACCAGAAGAUCCUCAAGACUCUGAGGCUGAUCUGAGUGAUGAUGACACAGUAGGGGAUCCUGAUUUUCUGCCCAAAUAAGUAGAGUUGAUCGGGGAUCUUUGCACUCAAUCUUCAGAUGAAGAGUUGCCCUCUAAAAGCACAUCUGCAAAGAGGAAGAAUACCCUAGAAACAUUCAAAGAAGAGGUGGAUGAGGCUCCCUUUUCACCCCCGGUGUCAAAAAAGAAGAAAACGUCAGAAAAGAAACAAAAAGAAGCCAGGAGGAUCUAGAAGCAUGUAGAUAUUGAGGAAUUCCAGGUCCCUGAUUCAUGUUUUGCAUCCCCAGAUCCUGUCAAGACACUCUUCCAGUACUUCAAAAUGCUCUUGACUGAUGGGAUGAUUCAACAUAUUGCUUUUCAAACCAACCUGUACUCUGCCCAGAAGUUGGGGGAUCCCAUCAAACACAAACCUAGUGAGAUUGAAGAUUUCCUGGGUAUGCUAUUUUUCAUGGGUAUUCUUCAAUUUCCGACCAUAGCAGACUACCGGUGCCCUGCAUCACAUUUUGACGUGAUUGCUGACAUCAUGCCAAAGAGGAGAUUCAUGCUGUUCCGUGGCAUUGAUCUUUCCGACAUGCUAGUUCACCUAUACAAGACCCCAGCCAAGUCAACCCGUUGGUACUUCCCCCUGUUUGGAUACGCCCUAGAUCUGUGCAUCUCCAAUUCCUGGCUGGUCUACAAGAGAGACUGUGGCCUUCUGAAGGAAAAACCAAUUCCUCUGAAAAUGUUUCGCUUGGAUGUGUCCCACACUUUGAAACAAGUCAACAAGCCAGCAUCCAGAGUAGGCCGACUACCGUCUGCCAGUCCACCAAAUAUGUCCUGUGAGAAGAAACACUUUUCUCCACCACCCGGCAGGGCCAACCCAGGCACUUCUACCCAGUAGAAUCGGGGUACCAGUUCCAGGUCCAGGUCCAGUUCGGAAGGAAUC